CCGGCCGCCUCCCCGCCCGCCCUCCGGUGGCGUCGGGACCUCGCGGAGCCCCGGAAGACCUUGCCCCUGACUCGGGGCCCCGCGCCGCCCGGGAGCUCUGCUCGGCCGCUGCCGGUGUCCCCACUCGAGAAGGACCCCCGCCCGCGGCCGAGCUGUCGCACGGGGAGCGGUCGCGACGCAGCCGGUCGCGCCGCCUUAGAGACGCCGGCCGCGGCCCCUCGUGAUCCUUCGGUGGCUUUCCUGGAGCCCGCUCAGUAGUCCCUGCUCAAACGAUCUGCCCUUCAAUCAUGGGACAGCCCCGGGGCGCUGGCACCGGACCCGCGGGCGCCACGAGGGCGGGGUGGUUCGGGAGAGCGCCACACGAGCGGCACCUUUGGAGGCGGGGUGUUUUUAGACAGGUAUUCCGGCGGCGUUGGGGCAGAUUAAUCAGACUUGGCACGGCCUGGGAUUUUUGGGGGGCCAAGAGCUAACAACAGCUCUGUUCACCUGGCAUCUGAGGGCAUCUGUGUAUUGCGGCAUAGUCUGGUGACUGUUCAUGCUGGUGACCCUGAGUCAUCAAUUAAGGAGCUUACAUUAUGUUCUUCAUACCUUGUUUAAGAAGACAAAGUGGGUUAAUCCAUUUUAGGAAGAGUUCUCAUUGAAAAUUAUUUUUUAAACCUUUCCCUCUGGUGCUUGAAGAAGUAAAUCUCUCAUCCAUCUCUAAUGACUAAUAGUCAUUUAAGUUUAAGCACCCCUAAAUAUCGAUGUUAAAAAUAAAGUAGAAAUUUGAGGCAUUGGUCUACUGAAAAGUAACUUCUUAAUUCAUUCUUUCUUUCUAACACUGUUGAAAGUAUAGUGUACUUCAUUCUGCAGAAAUGAAGUUGAAGAAGAUAAAACCCCUGCUGCCCCUGAGGAGCUGACAGUGUUAUAUAGCAGGGAAUUUUGGAUGUGUACAUUGGUAAGGAAAAACUAAAAUAACAGAAGGGUUACAUUAUUAAGGAAGUCUCUGGAUGGGAAGGAGAUCAUUGAAAAGGCAGUUUUGGUUGUCCCCAAAGCCAGUGGGUAUGGGGAGAACAGAUUCUAGAGCUAGGCCUGACAGGUCACUGAUUGGCUAUUAAGGAAAGAUAAGAGGUUUCUGGUUUAGGAGACCUAGUGGCUGGCAGCACAUCAAACUAGGGAAUGUGUAAGGACAGGCAUGCAUGCGUGGGAGUAGACGAGAAGGUGUGGAUCAUAAGUGCUGUGCUGGCCAGGUGGGAUACCCUGUGAUGGAUGGAACUGUUCUGCUGGCACCUCAGCCUGGAGUCUCAAGAAAUCUAAGCAGAGAUACAGAUUUGGGAGUCAUCAUCGUCCAGUAGUGAUUAAAGCCACAAGAUAUAACAAAAGCAAAGAAAACCACCACAUGUUGGGCUUUGUAACAGGUGCUGGAGAAAUAAAGAAAACAACAUGAAAUAGAAACAAUUCAGGCAGAGUUUGGGAAGACACUGUGUGCAAGGAUCCAAGCGAUAAAGCCAAGCCAUGGAGGGAUUGCUGCAUUACAUCAACCCGGCGCAUGCCAUUUCCCUCCUGAGCGCCCUCAAUGAGGAGCGCCUCAAAGGACAGCUCUGCGACGUGCUGCUUAUUGUCGGAGACCAGAAGUUUCGAGCUCAUAAAAAUGUCUUGGCUGCUAGCAGCGAAUACUUUCAGAGUUUAUUCACAAAUAAGGAAAAUGAGUCACAAACUGUAUUUCAGCUUGACUUUUGUGAGCCAGAUGCUUUUGAUAACGUUUUAAACUACAUUUAUUCUUCCUCUUUAUUUGUUGAGAAGAGCAGCCUUGCUGCUGUGCAAGAACUUGGCUAUAGCCUUGGGAUUUCCUUCCUUACUAACAUUGUUUCUAAGACUCCUCAAGCCCCUUUUCCAACGUGUCCUAAUAGAAAAAAAGUGUUUGUAGAAGAUGAUGAAAACAGUUCUCAAAAGAGAAGUGUCAUUGUUUGUCAAAGUAGAAACGAAGCACAAGGAAAAACUGUUAGUCAAAAUCAACCCGAUCCAAGCCAUACUUCCCGGCCCUCACCUAGCAUUGCAGUCAAGGCCAAUAUCAUUAAGCCACAUGUUCCAAAACCAAUUGAGCCACUUCACAAUUUGUCAUUAACUGAAAAGAGCUGGCCAAAAGAUAGUUCUGUGGGAUAUGCAAAGUCUCUUGAGCACUCUGGAUCUUUGGAUGAUCCUAAUAGAAGCAGUUUGGUGAAAAGAAAUGCAGUAUUGCCUUCAAAACCUCUGCAAGACAGAGAAACUAUGGAUGAUAAACCAGGUGUAAGUGGUCAGCUUCCAAAAGGAAAAGCUAUAGAGCUAGCUUUGAAAAGACCGCGGCCACCUGUUUUAUCUCUCCGUAGCUCGUCAGAGACUCCCUAUCUGUUAAAAGAAACUAGCAAAGGCAGUGGCCAAGGUGAAGAUAGAAACUUGUUGUACUAUUCAAAGUUAGGCUUAGUGAUCCCAUCCAGUGGGUCUGGGUCUGGAAACCAAAGCAUCGACAGGAGUGGCCCACUUGUUAAGAGUCUGCUCAGACGGUCAUUGUCCAUGGAUAGCCAGGUUCCUGUCUAUUCACCCUCCAUAGAGCUGAAAUCUUCCCAGGGAUCGUCUUCGGUGUCAAAUGAUGCACCAGGGAGCGUGUUGUGUGCUUUAUCUCAAAAGUCAUCCUUAAAAGACGGUGGUGAAAAAGCAGCCCUAGAUGACAGGCCUCAGGUGCUACAGCCGCGUCGCCUCAGGUCCUUUAGCGCUUCUCAGUCGACAGACAGGGAGGGAGCCUCACCUGUGACAGAGGUGCGCAUAAAGACCGAGCCCAGCAGCCCGCUGUCGGACCCCUCAGACAUCAUCCGCGUCACUGUGGGAGACGCCGCGGCAGCCGCAACCUCGUCACCGUCAGUCACAAGGGACCUGUCCCUCAAAACAGAAGACCAGAAAGACAUGAGCAGACUCCCAGCAAAAAGGAGGUUCCAAGCGGACAGAAGAUUGCCCUUUAAGAAGUUAAAGGUGAAUGAGCAGGGCUCUCCUGUGUCAGAGGACAACUUUGAGGAAGGCUCCAGCCCCACUGUCCUCGAGACAGAUUUCCCAGAUUCGGAUUUGAAUAAAGACGAAUUUGGUGAGUUGGAGGGGGCGAGACCAAACAAAAAAUUUAAAUGCAAACAUUGCCUUAAGAUCUUUAGAUCAACUGCAGGUCUUCACCGUCAUGCUAACAUGUACCAUAACCCAGAAAAGCCCUACGCUUGUGACAUCUGUCACAAGAGGUUUCACACCAACUUCAAAGUGUGGACACAUUGUCAGACCCAACACGGCAUAGUGAAGAACCCAUCACCAGCCUCUAGUGCCCAUGCUGUUUUGGAUGAGAAAUUCCAAAGAAAGCUGAUUGACAUAGUGAGAGAGAGAGAGAUUAAGAAAGCCCUGAUCAUUAAGUUAAGGCGCGGCAAGCCUGGCUUUCAGGGACAGAGUAGUUCCCAGGCACAGCAAGCCAUCAAGAGGAACUUGCGGUCUCGAGCCAAAGGAGCGUACGUUUGUACUUACUGUGGAAAAGCAUACCGCUUUCUUUCUCAAUUUAAGCAGCACAUAAAAAUGCACCCAGGAGAAAAACCCCUUGGAGUAAAUAAAGUUGCUAAGCCAAAAGAGCAUGCUCCUCUUGCAAGUCCAGUAGGAAACAAGGAGGUUUACCAGUGCCGCCUCUGUAAUGCUAAGCUCUCUUCUCUCCUAGAGCAAGGAAGCCACGAGCGGCUAUGCCGGAACGCCGCCGUCUGCCCUUACUGCAGCCUCAGGUUUUUCUCGCCCGAGCUGAAGCAGGAGCACGAGCACGAGUGUGAGUAUAAGAAGCUGACCUGCCUGGAGUGCAUGCGCACCUUCAAGUCCUCCUUCAGCAUCUGGCGGCACCAGGUCGAGGUCCACAACCAGAACAGCAUGGCCCCGGCCGGAAACCUCUCUCUGCCCGCUCUGGACCACAAUGGCGACGCGGCUGGCUCUUCAAGGCCCCAGGCCCAGCCCGAGCCAAAUAAAGUAAACCAUGUUGUCACCACAAAAGAUGACAAUGUGUUCAGUGACUCUUCAGAGCAAGUUAACUUCGAUUCGGAGGAUUCCUCUUGUCUCCCUGAGGACCUUAGUCUUUCUAAGCAACUGAAAAUCCAGGUCAAAGAGGAGCCCGUGGAGGAGGCUGAGGAAGAGGCCUCCGAGGCCAGCGCGGCCCCCAGAGAAGCAGGGCCGAGCAAAGACGCCAGCCUGUGGCCCUGUGAGAAGUGCGGGAAGGUGUUCACGGUGCACAAGCAGCUGGAGCGGCACCAGGAGCUUCUGUGCUCCGUGAAGCCGUUCAUCUGUCACGUGUGCAACAAAGCUUUCCGCACUAACUUUCGGCUCUGGAGUCACUUCCAGUCACACAUGUCUCAGACUACAGAGGAGUCCGCACAUAAAGAAUCCGAAGCGUGCCCCGUUCCCACAAACUCGCCCUCCCCGCCGCCCCUGCCCCCGCCGCCACCGCUGCCCAAGAUCCAGCCCCUGGAGCCCGACAGCCCCACAGGCUUGUCUGAAAACCCGGCUCCGGCCACAGAGAAGCUGUUCGUCCCCCAAGAAUCAGACACCCUUUUUUACCACGCCCCACCCCUUUCAGCAAUCACAUUUAAAAGACAGUUUAUGUGUAAACUUUGCCACAGGACAUUCAAGACUGCAUUUAGUCUUUGGAGCCAUGAACAAACACACAAUUGAAAGACCAACACUUUUAGCCUAUUAUGAAAUGGGGGGCAGUCUCCAGAUUUCAACCUGAAUUGUGAAAUGUGUCAUAAGAAACAAAAUAUUUUUUAAGAAAGAAUAAUAAAUGUUGAAAAUUGUUAUGCUUGAAUUUAAGUUUGAGAUAAACUGAUACUAGUGAUGUCCUUACUCAACUUUAGAAAUAAACUUUUUAAAAUAUUGUGGUCUUGGACCUUCAAGGAACAAGAUAGUUUGAUCUCAUUAGCAUUGAGGUUGGAUUCAUCUUCAUGGUUUGCAUGGUUUCUCCUCAUUCCAUGGUGUCAGCAUAAUCAUUUAAUUGAGGUUUUCGGUUUUUUUACUGAUUUGUAAUUAGUGGGGUACUAUCAAAGUAUUUCUUCUUUUGAUUAUUUCAGACACCUAAGUUCUAGUAAAAUCUUAACCAUGUUCUUAAGUCCAAAAUAGGAAGAAGUGGAGUAGUUUGCAGUAUUGAUUUAGAUCUUAGAAUACUUUAGCAAUAAAAAAAUGAUAAACCUCAACUUUAAUAAGUUAUCCUGACACUUGAUGAAUAUUUGGUAUUUUGUGGUCACGUAGGACUUUUUUUGUAUGAGAAUUGUGAGAAAUUUAAAUCAGCAAUAGUAACACUUAGAUUUUUAUAAACAAAAACCUGCUCUCUUUCUCAGUCACUUAAUGUAAUGAAUGAUGGUUAAAGUCUAAGGAAGGCUUGGAAGAUGAGAACAUGAUUUAUGGCAGUCCCCUGAAGUCAGUUUACUAGAGCUUGCGUACUGGUGUGGGUGAUGAAGUGCUCUGUGUGCACUGCCUGCCUCGCAGUUCAGUUCAGACCAGCGUUUAAAGAUUGUACACGUUUGAUGUCCUCUGAUUUAUGCUGUCACAAAUUGAAAAUCUGAGUGUAGUUGUGACUAAAUACCUAACAUGGCACUAAUUUUGAAUUUAACAUUAGUAUAACAAAUAAGGUAGGAUACAUAUUAAUAUUUAGAUAGAUCCCAAACACUUGGAGUCAGCACAGCCAGUCUAAAAUUCUAAAUCGCCAUUUACUUUCAGAGCAGAGGAGGAAAUACCACACUGCAGUUUCAACAUGCUUUUCAAGAACAGUAUAUACAGUAUACACAUUUUCCUGCCUCUCUGUCUUUUGUGACAAUUUCUGUUAGAAUUUGUUGGAGUUUAUAGUGGUUAAAACGUCAUUAGUGAAGCCUUUCUGCUCUAAGCCACUGCUUAAUAUUUCAUAAAUGUGGAUGAAAGUACUAUCAACAGUCCAAAGUUAGUUUUAGCUACUUAUUUUGGUCCAUAGGUUUUGGGCUUUUUUUCUAUUAUGUGUAAGUUGUAAUUAAAAGCCUUUCAGUAGGUAUUAUCCAAAGUUCAAUGCAGUGUUUCCAAAGGGAAGAUUUUUCCUUGGUCAGACAUAUAAAAGAAAUGUUAUUAGAACUACAUAAUCUUUUCUAAGGUAGUAAUACAGAUUAAGACUCCAAGUUUAUAAUUUAUUUUUUACAAGCUGUUCUUUCAGAUUAAAGAAAAGUUAACUGUGAUUAAGAUAAAUUUAUGCUCUAGCAGAAAAGAAUUCUGUGCCCAUCAAUCUCCUUACCAGCAUUCCAUACCAGUGGUAGGAAAGAUUCUUACUUUUUUCUUAAAACACAAGCAUUUUUAUAAAAUAGUAAUUGACUUUGUACAUUAUAGAAAUUAUAUAUGAAAUUUUGCCUUUUAUUCUUUCACUCGAGAAAACAAAAAUCCCAAAAUAUUUUAGUAGUUACUUCUUUUGUUCUUAGAUUUGAUGGACAAAGGAAAAUAAGAUUAAGUUACAGUUACUGAUUCUUGCCAUCUUUAUGUUUUCUUGAAGAAAUCUAUGCAUUUUAAAGAUGAAACUGAAGCAUAUGACCUUACGUGAAACAUCAGGAUGGAUGGUUGUGCAUUGGACUCAUUCCCUGUAUAGUGUGGCAUUACACUGAACAUCUUGGUAAGCUGUCACUUCUUCAAAAGAAGACAGUUUCCCUGACUAAUCAUCACCUACAUGGCCGUUAGAGUAUCUGUGAUAAUUCCACAAUACAAAGUAUCUUAGCAUUGUAAAUUCAAUAUCCCACGACUUGAAUCUUUAUGCUACAUUUUCAAGAUUUUUUAAGAUAAUAUUGUUAAUUAAAAAAUAUUUUUUAUCUAAAUAUAGGCUCUGCAUAGCUGUUAGAUUUAAAAAAUUACGGUGUUUUGUCUCGUUAGCUUACAUUUUUGUCUAGGCAAGGAAAAUAAGAUUUCAAAUAAAAUUUUGAACCAAAAACAUUUAUAAUGCAGUUCUGGUUUUUCUAUUACUUUUUAUACUGUAACUUAAAAGCAUUAGGCUGAAAGAGUUUAUUUUGAUGGUUAAAAAAAUAAAAUAUGCUUCCACUCAUGUAACUAUUUUAAAUGUUAAGAAGUAAAAUAAUGAAAGACAUUGUUUUAUUCGUUAAGCAGUUUUUAAAGAAUGUUUAUCUUAGACAGGCAAAUAUUUGGUGUAAAACAAGUUGGUCUUUCAUUGUCACAACUCUUUAUUGAGUGAAGAUAUUCUUGUAAAUAUCUUUUCUGAUUGUAAUUAAUUUUUGAAAAUGUAGAAAGCUCAUUAUUCCUUGUAAGUAUUCAGGAUGCCUGCUUUUUUAUGCAGUUGUGGAAAGAAUGUAAAAUGUUUUAAUAUAUUCUUUGUUAAUCUGAGAACUUGUUAUUGAAUCAUUUCGUUUAUGUGGGAGAAAGAGGGAGUAACAUAAAAUGUGUUUUUAUCACUCAAAGUAAGCAAUGGAGGUAACAAAUAUUGUGCAUUUUUAAUAGUACUAUUUCAAGAUUAACAAACCAUUCACC
Microcebus murinus (gray mouse lemur) is the source of this 7500-nucleotide messenger RNA. It is a transcript of the gene ZBTB21, whose product is annotated as zinc finger and BTB domain containing 21. Gene Ontology annotation, molecular function: DNA-binding transcription factor activity, RNA polymerase II-specific; protein binding. Gene Ontology annotation, cellular component: nucleus. Gene Ontology annotation, biological process: regulation of transcription by RNA polymerase II; negative regulation of DNA-templated transcription. The record is from RefSeq and is a predicted model, not a curated record. Lineage: Eukaryota; Metazoa; Chordata; Mammalia; Primates; Cheirogaleidae.